Molecule: messenger RNA, 947 nt
Organism: Trametes versicolor FP-101664 SS1
Lineage: Eukaryota; Fungi; Basidiomycota; Agaricomycetes; Polyporales; Polyporaceae
Exons: 4
Coding region: 119-673 (184 amino acids)
Source: RefSeq, a predicted model, not a curated record
CUCUCUGUCAAUCCAGAGUCGUUCUGUACAUAUCUCCCGCCGGCCAUCUUCUCUCCUCCUCCCCACUUCUAAUCCUUUUCUUCGUUCUUUGACUAAGUGGGCUUGAGCUGAAUUCAAGAUGGUUGCGCCGACGUUCAUUCUUACCCGCACUUUCGCCAUCUCCGCGCUGUUUGUCGGUGCAUUCCCGAUAACAUACGCUGCGCCGAUACCCACCAAGGCCGCGGCAGUCUCGUCUCACCUCGAGCCACGCUUUUGCCGGGCGAUGGGUUGUCUCUACGCGCUUCCUGACGCCGACUCCUCAGACGCCGCGGGUAACGCAACCACCACUACCGCCGCCACUUCCCCCUCCGCCGACGCAUCCUCCUCUGCGCUUCAAGUCAUCGACCUCCUCAUCUCAGCCUUGCAGUCAGCCGCUUCGAGCCUUCGUCAGUCGUCGACGGCGCAAACGGCGAUAUCCUCUGUGAACGCCGCCGUUCCGGUUGCGGUAGACGCUGCGGAACCCGUCGAGACGGACUCACUUGCGGCGGCCAUAGCGGCCAUCGCGGCGACGGCGGCACCCGAGACCGAAGCGCCGUCGGCAGACGCGCAAGAAGACGUACCGACGCCGGCGGUGGAGGUCAUCGGGUUCAGUACCGUAGCGAGUACAGACGUCGAUACCUCCGCGUCGGCGUGAUACUCCCCCAGGUUCCACCUCCAUCUCCUCCGCUUGAGGAGAACAACCCCACACUCUUUCUGGACACAGUCUUUCCAUUCUUUCCUACAUCUCUUCCUCGCCGGGUCGCUCCCCUCGCCGCCCGUCAUCGCCACAUCCUAAUCGCGCACUGGUGCGCUCAAAACCGUGUAGACGGCUAGAGGAUACCCCGCGCGCUCCACCUCGUUCGUCGCCACCUCAUCAUUCCGUUCUCAAGAGCUACAAGGGCUUCUUGUGCUGGACUCUUCACCGCCCC